AUGGUUGUAAAGAUUCAUGGACUUCCUCCUUCGGUGUGCACCUGUACGGUCGCAGUUGUUCUGAAAGAGGUCAAUGUCCCGUACGACAUCGUACCGGUCAAUUUUCCUGAUAUGAAGGGAGAGGAUUACCUCACUCAAAAGCACCCCUUUGGCCAAAUGCCUGUUCUUAUCGAAGAGGAUGGCUUCAAGCUCUUCGAAAGCCGCGCGAUUGCACGCUACUUGGUUGCGAAACACACUCCAGACAGCAAGCUUAUCCCGAAGGAUCCAAAGGCGAAUGCACUAUUUGAGCAAGCAGUGUCGAUUGAGAACAAUGAUUUCUACCCAUAUGCCUCCGGAUUUGCCCUAGAGAAGAUCUUCAAACCAGCACAUGGUGUACAAGGAUCCGAUGAACGAGCUGCCGAGUACGUCUCAACGCUGGAAAAGAAACUAGAGGGAUACGAACGCAUCCUCAGCAAGCAGAAGUACCUCGCUGGUAAUGAACUUACACUUGCAGACCUUUUUCACCUUCCAUUCGGCACUUUUAUUACAGAGGUACUUGGUUUCAAGGGAUUCGAGGCGUUGCCUAACGUUGCACGGUGGUGGAAUGAAAUUUCAUCCCGCGAGAGCUGGGCGGAAGUCAUGCCAGGAAUGCUGGGAUACUAUUUAGGCCAGAAGAAGUAG
Messenger RNA from Fomitiporia mediterranea MF3/22, 660 nucleotides. RefSeq names its product glutathione S-transferase. Gene Ontology annotation, molecular function: glutathione binding; glutathione transferase activity. The record is from RefSeq and is a predicted model, not a curated record. NCBI's taxonomy places the organism in Eukaryota, Fungi, Basidiomycota, Agaricomycetes, Hymenochaetales, Hymenochaetaceae. The coding region runs from base 1 to 660 and encodes 219 amino acids. The transcript has 4 exons. Gene Ontology annotation, cellular component: cytoplasm.